Molecule: messenger RNA, 1343 nt
Organism: Lotus japonicus
Lineage: Eukaryota; Viridiplantae; Streptophyta; Magnoliopsida; Fabales; Fabaceae
Product: protein ALP1-like
Exons: 3
Coding region: 1-1257 (418 amino acids)
Source: RefSeq, a predicted model, not a curated record
AUGGAUCCUAGUAAAGGUUCUGGUCCAAAUCAGUGGUUAAAUGACCCUAAUGAGUGGCUUAAUAGUACAAGUGAGCUUCUCAAUGCCUUGUCAACUUGUUUGAUAAUGGAACAAGCUUUUUUGGAGAAGACGAUUGUAUGUAUUCUAUCAUACCUACAAUUAUGUCAGGUGGCUAAAAGGCAAUAUGAGAGGCUCCAAGAGAGACAUACAAUACCAAGGGUAAGAGAAGAAUCAAGAGUGUCAUUCAUGAGUAGGCUAAUAAAUGAUGAUGUUACUUGUGUGGAACAGCUACGGAUGGAUACCAACACAUUUCGUGUGUUGUGUUCUCUUCUACAAGUUCAGGGUAGGCUAAAGGAAGAUGGGUUAGUGCCAAUAGAAGAACAAGUUGCGAUGUUUCUACACAUAUUGGCUCACCAUGCUAAAAAUCGUGUCAUAAAAUUUAAAUUCCAAAGAUCUGGAGAAACUGUUAGCAGAUACUUCAAUUUAGUGUUAAGUUCUGUCUUAAGGUUGCAAAAGAAUUUACUUAAAACACCAGAUCCGAUUCCUGAGGAUUGCAUUGACAAUAGAUGGAAAUGGUUUAAGGGUUGUCUGGGGGCACUAGAUGGAACUUAUAUUCGUAUUAAUGUCUCUGAGGUUGAUAAACCAAGAUAUAGAAGUCGGAAAGGUGAAAUUGCAACAAAUGUCUUAGGAGUAUGCUCACGAGACAUGCAAUUUAUAUAUGUGCUACCAGGUUGGGAGGGUUCAGCUUCAGAUGCUAGGGUGUUGCGUGACGCAGUUAAUAGGAGAAAUGGUCUUAAGGUUCCUACAGGAAACUACUACUUGGUAGAUGGUGGGUAUACAAAUGGAGAAGGGUUUCUUGCCCCUUAUAGAGGAAGUCGAUACCAUCUUAGUGAGUGGAGACAUCAACGUGUUCCAACAAAUCCUAGAGAACUGUUCAACAAGCGACAUGCUCAAGCUAGAAAUGUGAUAGAAAGAACAUUUGGAUUGCUGAAGAUGCGUUGGGCAAUUCUCAGAAGUCCUAGCUACUCUGUUAAAACUCAUAACCGAAUAAUUAUUGCAUGUUGCUUAUUGCAUAAUUUUAUUAGGAGAGAAAUGUCUGUAGAUCCAUUAGAAACAGAGUUGGAGAACAUGCCUACCACUGAAGAGGUAGAUGAACAACCACAUGAUAACAUUGAAACUAUUGAACCAAGUGCAGCUUGGACUGCAUGGAGAGACGCUUUGGCAAAUGAAAUGUAUAAUGAUUGGGUUAAUCCUUGAGGCCACUUGUAGUGAUUUUAUGUCUGUUGAGUUUGUUUGAUACACCUUGAAGUGAUGGUGUUUUCAUUGAAUUUGGAAUUUUUUUU